Coccomyxa subellipsoidea C-169 is the source of this 2538-nucleotide messenger RNA. Its product is annotated as subtilisin-like protein. Gene Ontology annotation, molecular function: serine-type endopeptidase activity. NCBI's taxonomy places the organism in Eukaryota, Viridiplantae, Chlorophyta, Trebouxiophyceae, Coccomyxaceae. Gene Ontology annotation, biological process: proteolysis. The transcript has 12 exons. The record is from RefSeq and is a predicted model, not a curated record. The coding region runs from base 1 to 1890 and encodes 629 amino acids.
AUGAAAGGCAGCAGAUGCAACUUUUUGGCCCUCACCUUGGCCUUGUUGCCCUUCUGCUGCCUCGGAGAGGGUGUGUUCGAUAACUUUAGGCUGCUCAUCCAGCGCCCAAAUUCUGCUGGCGUGUUCUCUGGCGACUUCAACGGGGGCAAGACAGAGGCGGAUCCGCUCACAGCGUUGCAGAGGACUUUCGCUGGCUCAAUAGUCCCCUUAGAGGUCUUCCAAGUGAACACGUCCCUGCUCAGCCCGCAGGCACUGUGCGAAUUUCUUAUAAAAUUUAAUCCAGAAAUCACCAUCUGUGAGCCGGACCAGAAGGUGAAGGUAGAAGCCCCCAGCGCGACACCCAACGACCCGCUCUACGCGCAGCAAUGGAACAUGAAAGCCAUCGGCGUGGACAAGGCCUGGGCCAAGGGUCAAUUGGGGGACCCCCAACGAAGGGUCAGCACCUCUCAGGUGAGGGUGUGCAUGGUGGAUACUGGCAUAGACAUAACACACCCAGACCUGGUCAACAACCUGUGGAUCAACCCUGUGGAGAUGGCAGGCCCGGGCGCCACAGCUGCCAACGGUUACCAGAACGGCAUUGACGACGAUGGGAACGGCAUCAUAGAUGACAUCCAUGGCGCGGACUUUGUGAAUGGGGGGAAGGACGGGAACAUUCAAGACCAGAAUGGGCACGGCACCUUUGUGGCGGGCGUUGUGGGAGCCAUGACCAACAAUGGGCUGGGGGUGGCGGGGAUCAACCAGUAUGCGAGCCUGGUGGGGUGCCGGUUCAUGGAUGCGACUGGGAACGGGUGGGUGUCGGACGCAAUCCGGUGCUUUGAGUACUGCCUGUCCAAAGACACGCAGGUGCUGUCCAACUCCUGGGGCGGCGUCGACUACUCCAAAUCCCUGCAGGCUGCGCUGGACCACCUGUCGGCGAGGGGGGCGCUGGUGGUGGCGUCGGCGGGGAACGAGGGAGUUAACACGGACACAACGCCGCACUACCCCUCCUCGCUGCCCGAUGACAUCAUCAUGGCAGUCGGCGCAGCCACCCGCCAAAACGCCCUCUGGGCGCGCAGCAACUACGGUACGCAGACGGUGCACAUAAUGGCGCCGGGCGUGAAUGUGCUGUCCACUGGGCUGGGGGGCCUCUAUGUGCAGCUCACCGGCACAUCCAUGGCCACCCCCCACGUCGCCGGCACCGCCGCCCUGCUCCUCGCGCAGUACCUCAAGAACGGCUGGGAAGUGACCACCAAGGCGCCCAACAAGGGACUGGCCUCACAGCUCAAGAAGAUCAUCAUGCAGUCCGCCAAAAAGGUCAACGGGGCGUCCAUAAAGAGUGGCCUGCUUGACACGGCGGCAGCCUUAGCGCUGGUGCCACUCAAGCCCACGACAGAGAGCAUCGGCGCAUUCAGCUCUGAUUUUGCCAGACCAGAAGGGAACGUCACAUCAGACGGCGGCGCCGCGAAUACUACUGUUGUGGCUCUGGCCCCUGCCGUGGACUGGUCUGCCACAUUUGACCCCAACCAGCCGGGCGCUGCAGCCAGCUCCGGCGGCUCUAGUGGUAGCGAUGCGGCUUCGCCCAGCAGCGCAAACUCGUGGCUGCCUAACUUCCCUUCCGACCUCUUCUACCCCUCGCCACCCACGCCGCCGGCAUCGGAGACCUCCUCUCCGAUCAAUGUCAACGGCAGCAGCACAACGGCCCACCCCUGGGACCUACCCUCCAACCGGCCGCUCAUGCCGGGCGACUCGCUGGCCUCCAUCGAGAAGCGAGUCGCGGCGGCCGCUAGCGGCUCUGCCGCUUCGGCCGAGGCUGCCGCGCCGCCGCAGACGUUCCUCGACAAGAUUUUCGGCCGGCGGCUGCUCGCCGGGGCCGCUUUGCAGCCCGAUCACGCCGCCGCGCCGGCCGCAUGACUGCUCGCAUCGUGCGCAGGAAGAUGCCCGUGUUUGCGCGCUCGUCUAGAGCCGGCCCCACUUGCCACCGGUGGAAAGAAGCAAUUUUCCAGGCUGCCACGUGAUGUAAGCAGCAGCAGCGGCUGCAUCCCGGCGCGCAAUGCACUGCGUGGGGCACAUGAACGCAUCUGCUGUCGCUCACGGGUAUCCAUUUUUUUCCUAUUGCAACAAGAACACAGCAGCGACGGAGUGGUCGGGGAGCCCUGACCUUGCCAGAGGCAAGAUCAGAGGCCCCCAUGAGGGGUGCAAUUUGCACAGGGCCCGGCGAUUGAGGGGGGUGGGUGGGCAAAAUAUCGACAGCUUAUAUUUUUUCUUCUUUUGUGCAAACCAACGCUUCAGUUGCCGGUUGCUGUUUGAGCCGGGUGCUCUCAUAGCUCUGUUCAGUGCAUGCACGGAUUCUGAGGUGAGCAUUCAGAUUGUGUUGUGUAGAUUUCCAGACCCAGUGUUGCACAUGAUAAUGUGCCCCAUCACGUGUAGGAUAGGAGCCAACCCCUUACAACAGCGCCUUGCUUGGUCCUGGCUUCUCUUAAGCUUAGGAUGAGACAAGGCAAUCAUGAGUGUAUGUGCAUAGAACUUGUGUCAUUAGCUGCUUUUGGACUCAACCUUUCU